Messenger RNA from Fusarium verticillioides 7600, 864 nucleotides. RefSeq lists its product as hypothetical. The coding region runs from base 1 to 864 and encodes 287 amino acids. The record is from RefSeq and is a predicted model, not a curated record. The transcript has 3 exons. Gene Ontology annotation, biological process: peptidyl-proline hydroxylation to 4-hydroxy-L-proline. Gene Ontology annotation, cellular component: endoplasmic reticulum. Gene Ontology annotation, molecular function: L-ascorbic acid binding; procollagen-proline 4-dioxygenase activity; iron ion binding. Lineage: Eukaryota; Fungi; Ascomycota; Sordariomycetes; Hypocreales; Nectriaceae.
AUGGCUUUGAAACCCUCACUAUCUCUCAUUGUACCGGGCUGUUUGCUUUUGCUAAGCACCUUUCCGAUUUGGAACUGGGUUACCAACCCAGUGUCAUGUCUCAACAACAGUCUCGUCUCCAUUUUCGGUGGAUCUCCCCUGCUUCCCGACGAUUAUGUGUGCACUCAAGAGUAUAGCAUUGAGCUUCUCUCUGUUGAUCCAUUGGUCAUAUAUGUCAAUGGAUUUGUCAAGGAUCAUGAAAUCAACCACCUUAUAUACAAAACGAAGGAUGACUUCACCCCAUCUUACGUCUAUGACUACAAAGCGGAGAAAAACAAGAUCGCAUCAGAAGUCAACUCAACUUGGAGAAGUUCUACUUCUGCCAUGGUUUCCAAAAAGGAUCCCGUGUCUCGUUGUUUGGCCAAGCGGCUGAAGUCAUUGAUGGGAAACCUUCAGCAUCCCGACACAGAACGACUGCAACUUGUCAAGUACGCUGGAGGGGAGCGGUUUCGUAUGCACAACGACUACCUACCGGUGCAUCUUGAGGCCAAGCACCCGGAUGGCAGCACUAAAAAGUACAACCGCCUCGUCAGUACCUUCAUCUACAUUGGAGACGACUGUACUGGGGGGGAAACGUACUUCCCAGAUAUCAAAGGCGUCGGCCCAAGCGCUGAUGGAGACAAGUUUUCGAGGACAGAGGAUGGCAUGGGCUUAUUGGUGAAGCCAAAGAAGGGAAACGCGGUGGUAUGGCACAAUGUCCAUCAGAAUGGAACUGGGGACGAGAGAAUGGCCCACGCAGGUUUACCUGUUCUGAAUGGCACAAAGAUUGGCAUGAAUCUGUUUGGCAUUUACUACCCGGACGAACCACUUGUUGGCGGAAACUAA